Messenger RNA from Mizuhopecten yessoensis (Yesso scallop), 3642 nucleotides. RefSeq names its product asparagine--tRNA ligase, cytoplasmic-like. The coding region runs from base 141 to 1820 and encodes 559 amino acids. Gene Ontology annotation, biological process: asparaginyl-tRNA aminoacylation. The transcript has 18 exons. Gene Ontology annotation, cellular component: cytoplasm. Gene Ontology annotation, molecular function: ATP binding; nucleic acid binding; asparagine-tRNA ligase activity. The record is from RefSeq and is a predicted model, not a curated record. NCBI's taxonomy places the organism in Eukaryota, Metazoa, Mollusca, Bivalvia, Pectinida, Pectinidae.
CUUGACCGGCAUUUUCCGAGAAUAUUCCAGGCACGUUUGCAUGCGGGAUAGCCUACCAUAUGAUGAUGCAAUAUUGUGAUCUGUAGCCUUUAGAAAGCAAGUCAGAAGAGUUUAACUAAUACAAGUGGUUAUUUCAUACGAUGGCUGAAGAAGUAGCGGCAAAAAUGGAAGGCGUGAGUUUAGGCGAGUUGUACACAUCUGAAAAGCGUGGAUCAGACGAAAGUGGAGAUGGUACAGAACAGAAUCCUUUCAAGACUGUAAUACAGGCCAUGCGAUGUGCUGGGAAGGAACCUUUUCCAAACAUUCUGGUAGAUGCUAAGGAAGAAGGAAAGACAUGGGAACCUGUUGCAAAAGCGCAGUUGAAGAAACAACAGAAAAUCUGGCAGAGAGAAAAGAACAAAAGUGCAGAAAAAGACAAGAAAGAGACAGAGGAUGCAGAAAAGCGAGAGAAAAACUUAGAGGAGGCAAAGAAAGUAGUGAUAACUGAAGAUGCCAGUCUCCCAGCUCCUAAACAGAUUAAGAUCCGAGAUUCUCUGGCUAACAGAGAUGUACGCGUGAAGGUUUUCGGCUGGGCUCACAGGAUCAGGAGACAAGGCAAAAACAUGAUGUUUGUCAUUCUGAGAGACGGUACAGGAUUCUUGCAGUGCCUUUUGUCAGAUAAAUUGUGUCAUACAUACGAUGCCGUUUUGCUGUCCACCGAGUCUGCUGUCUGUAUCUACGGUAAAAUCUCUGCUGUUCCUGAGGGAAAAGCUGCCCCUGAUGGACAUGAGUUGUGUGCAGAUUUCUGGGAGUUGGUGGGGGCGUCGCCUCCAGGAGGAGCUGAAAAUGUCCUUAACGAGGACGCCAAUGUAGAUGUUCAGCUCGACAACCGCCAUAUGAUGGUGAGGGGAGAAAACACAUCCAAGGUGCUGAAGAUGAGAUCAGUCGUGAUGCAGUGCUUCAGGGACCACUACUUUGACAGGGGAUACUAUGAGGUGACCCCGCCCACCCUCGUGCAGACCCAAGUGGAAGGUGGUUCUACGCUGUUUAAGUUGGACUACUUCGGAGAAAUGGCGUAUCUAACUCAGUCGUCGCAGCUGUAUCUGGAGACGGUGAUACCAUCCAUGGGCGACGUGUUCUGUAUCGCACAGUCCUACAGGGCUGAACAGUCACGCACCAGGAGACAUCUAGCAGAGUACACACAUAUAGAGGCGGAGUGUCCUUUCCUCUCAUUUGACGAUCUGUUGGAUCGACUAGAAGAUCUUGUUUGCGAUGUUGUAGACAGAGUUCUCAAGUCUCCUUAUGGCAAAGUUGUCAUGGAACUCCACCCCGGUUUCAAACCACCGAAGAAGCCAUUUAAGAGAAUGCCCUAUGCUGAUGCAAUAGAAUUUCUUCGUGCCAACGAUAUCAAGAAAGAUGACGGCACAUACUAUGAGUUUGGAGAGGACAUCCCAGAGGCUCCAGAGAGGAAGAUGACCGACAUGAUCAACGAGCCCAUCUUGUUGUGUAAAUUUCCAACCAACAUUAAAUCGUUCUACAUGCAGCCCUGCUCUGAUGACCCCAAGCUGACCGAGUCUGUGGAUAUGUUGAUGCCCAAUGUUGGAGAAAUUGUUGGAGGGUCCAUGAGGAUGUGGAAACAUGAGCAGUUGAUGGAGGGCUUCAAGAGAGAGGGCAUUGAUCCCACCAACUAUUAUUGGUACACAGAUCAGAGGAAGUUCGGCACGUGUCCUCACGGGGGAUAUGGUCUCGGCCUUGAAAGGUUCCUUUGCUGGCUUCUCAACCGCCACCACAUACGGGAGGUUGUUCUCUACCCCAGAUUUGUGGAGAGGUGUAAACCGUGAAAAGAAUCAUGAUAAAAACAAAUUAUUUAUCACAAUUACAAGUGCACAAUAUUUAUCACAGACCACAUCGGUGGCGGACAUACAUCUACAGUGUUUUUCUCUCCCUGCUUCUCAUGAUUCAGAUAAAAAUUCUGAUGUAAAGUUUUGAUGUUUUGGAACUUUUUUAAUGGUACAAAUAUAUCUGGAUAGAUUGUGUUUCUGUACAAAUCUAAUAUGAACAAAUUUAUACAACAGAAAUCAUGAUACAAAUGUCCAUUAUUUUUUUCCAUUAGAAUUGAUUGCAAGAAUAAAAGACAUUCAUAUAAUGAAGAUAAGGGGAAAUUUUAUCCUCUGCGAGGAAAACGAAAGUGAAACCAGCCUUUAAAAAUACCUGUCCUUAAUAUUUUACAUCCACCUUCAAAAAUUAUGUUUUUAAAUGGAAAGAAUGACCUAAUAUACAUUUUCUUCUGGUGUUAUUUUUAAUUGCAAUCAACGUUGAUCAUUUGUACCUGAUAAAUGAUUCUGUGUGGUCAUAAUUUCAUUAUAUAAAGUUGAAAGCAAGUAUUCAAUUGACUGAAAGUUUCAAUGACUAAUUAAUGGUCUUCAGUUUGCUAAUGUCUUUCAAGGUUCUACUAAAAGAUGUAUAAUUUGAUUUCCACUAAUGUGUAGGAGUAACACGACAAUCACUAAUAACGGGACCUAUAAGUCAGAACAAAUUUGGGGAGACCUUUUCUCUCUCGCAGUGUUUAAAUUUGUUUGGGAUAUCAUUGUUUUGCUUUCAACGUGUGAAAUUCAUUUUCUGAUUGAGCUUAAAAUUCAGCAAAUUAUUCACAAUGCUAUAACGCUGGCAAAAAGUAUUGUUACACGUCAUAAUUGGUGCAGUAAUCUAGUGUGUUAAGUACAUAAAUGUAUAACUGACAACUUGAAAGUGUUCUACAGUUCUGGGGUGAUAAAACCUAGUGGCUCUGGGAGGAAAUGUAUAUGUUGUAAUCUCUAGUCAUGAAAUGUCUGAUUACUAAUUCUUGAACCAAGGUCGAAGGCAACUUUGAUAACAAUCAAUUGCACAAAGUUAAUUUUCCCUACCUCGUCUUCAACAAGGUUGCAAGCCUACUGUACCAUAUGAAGUUCCCACCAGACUAUUGGCAUAUGCCAAUUUAACUUCCGUUACCAUCCAGAUACUAAUAUAAGACGAAGGCAUGGACAUGAUUACAAGAAACGAAAUCUGUUUUCUUAUGUGGUUUAGUAUGGAUCUGAUGUUCCAAAAUAUGUUCACCAAGACUGAUUAUUUCAUGUUAGGACAAUAAAUGAAAAGGGACAUUUUAUUUACCAUGACCAGUGUAAGUGCUAUUAGAAGAUUUAUGGUAAUUUAAUAUUUGAUAUCUUUAGCUAGUUACUGAUGGUAAUACAUGGACAAUAUAAAUACUUGUAAUGCAAUGUUAGACUUGAUAUGGAUAUUAUCUGCAGUGAAAUAGGUUUACAGGGAACAUCCAUAAAACUACUGCGGUACACUAAUAGUACAGGUUUUUGGUGCAGAAUUUAAAACUCUUAGCGUCACAUUUUUACUGCAACUGUGAAGCAUUACCGAUACUCCAUGUUACUUAAUGCUUCUCUGUAAACGUGUUUCAAUGUACCGACUUUGAGGUACUUACUGUAAAUCUUUAUACAAUAUGGAAUACUCACCAAUGUGGUGAUGUGAUUCAGGGUGAAUACCACCAUGAGAUUUUAAUGACAUAAUGGACCAGAAUUGGUGAGAGGACUCCUGUGUGUGUUUGAUGUCAUUUGUUUGUUGAAUACAGAAAAAAGGGAUUGCUGCUUAAAAAUAAACUCAAAUUGUGGAGGAAAA